Messenger RNA from Paraglomus occultum, 186 nucleotides. The record is from the annotation of a GenBank genome assembly. NCBI's taxonomy places the organism in Eukaryota, Fungi, Glomeromycota, Glomeromycetes, Paraglomerales, Paraglomeraceae.
AUGGCAGGUAUUGCCGCAAUCAUUCAUUUCGUCAAGGUUAGUUGUUAUAUUCAAGGUCCAACUGCCAUGUCCGGAAUUCCAGACAUAGAAGAUCAGCUGAUCGGCCUACUUAUCGUGCUCAUGGACAUCACCACAAGAAAACAUAUCAUCUACAGUCUGCUCUACGCCGCCGUUCCGCCAUGGUGA